Molecule: messenger RNA, 2058 nt
Organism: Aricia agestis (brown argus)
Lineage: Eukaryota; Metazoa; Arthropoda; Insecta; Lepidoptera; Lycaenidae
Gene: Sgsh
Product: N-sulphoglucosamine sulphohydrolase
Exons: 8
Coding region: 29-1564 (511 amino acids)
Biological process (GO): heparan sulfate proteoglycan catabolic process; glycosaminoglycan catabolic process
Molecular function (GO): N-sulfoglucosamine sulfohydrolase activity
Source: RefSeq, a predicted model, not a curated record
AGUAUUCGUUGGCAAUCACUCGACAACAAUGGCGCGGGCGGGUGCUCGUAGCAAAAUUUUUGCGCUAAUUUUGUGUUUAUUUGUGACUGGAAAUGAGUGUUCUAAUGGGAGAAAAAACGUUCUCAUCAUCAUAGCCGACGAUGCCGGGUUCGAGAUGGGCGCAUAUGGGAACAAGAUUUGUCAGACCCCCAACAUUGAUGCUCUGGCUCGGGACAGUCUGAUCUUCAACAAUGCUUUUACAUCUGUCAGCAGUUGCUCUCCAAGUCGAGCUGCGCUGCUGACGGGGACUCCGAGCCACCAGAAUGGCAUGUAUGGGCUUCACCACUCCAUUCACCACUUCAACUCCUUUGACAACAUCACUAGCUUGCCCAAUAUACUGCGUAAACAUGGAGUACACACAGGUAUAAUCGGCAAGAAGCAUGUGGGUCCGGCCAGCGUGUACAAGUUUGACUACGAGCAGACGGAGGAGAACAACCACAUCGACCAGGUCGGCCGCAACAUCACGCGCGUCAAGCUGCUCGCCCGCGACUUCCUGGCUGAAGCCGGCAGCCUGGACAAGCCGUUCUUCCUUUACGUGUCGUUCCACGACCCGCACCGGUGCGGGCGCGAGCCGCAGUACGGCACGUUCUGCGAGCGGUUCGGCUCCGGGCAGCCGGGCGCCGGCGUCAUCCCGGACUGGACGCCGUGGUACUACCAGUGGGACGAGGUGGCGGUGCCCUACCACGUGCAGGACACCGAGGCCGCGCGCCGGGACCUCGCCGCCAUGUACACCACCAUGUCGCGACUCGAUCAAGGCGUGGGUCUAGUGCUGAAGGAGCUGUCUGCGGCGGGGCACGCGGACGACACGCUGGUGCUGCUGACGUCGGACAACGGCAUUCCGUUCCCCGCCGGCCGCACCAACAUGUACGACGCCGGCGUGCGCGAGCCGCUGCUGGUGCGCGCGCCCGGCCGCCGCCGCGGCAGCACCGGCGCGCUCGUCAGCCUGCUCGACGUCACGCCCACCGUGCUGGACUGGUUCGGCCUGCCGCACGACCAGCCAGAGAGCAACGAGGUCGACCCCGACGAUCGACCCAAGAGCUUCCUGCACGUGCUCGAUAAAGAGCCGCCGGCGUCGCCGCUGGACGCGGUGUUCUUCUCGCAGACGCACCACGAGGUGACAAUGUACUACCCGAUGCGCGCGAUCCGCACGCGCACCCACAAGCUGCUGCACAACCUCAACUACGGCAUGCCCUUCCCCAUCGACCAGGACCUGUACGUGUCGCCCACCUUCCAGGACAUCCUAAACCGCACGCGCGCCAAGCAGCCCCUCCCCUGGUACAAGACGCUCAAGGAGUACUACUACCGCCCGCAGUGGGAGCUCUACGACCUGCGCGCCGACCCCGCCGAGACCGACAACCUGCACGGCAAGCCGGGGCUGGAGAAGCUGGAGUCGGGUCUGCGCGAGCGGCUGCACCGCUGGCAGCGCAGCACGCGCGACCCCUGGCUGUGCGCGCCGGGCGCCGUGCAGACCGCCGACGUGUGCCGCGCGCUCGACACCCACAUGUCCCACUUCGUGCCGCGGUAGCUGGCCGCCGCUGCCGCCGCCGCCGCCGCCGCCCCGGCCCCGCCCGCCCGACACACCGACGACGGCGCCCUCUACAAGCUCAUGUAAUGCCGACGCUUGCCCGGCGUUUGGAAUACAUCAAAACUAGUUGUAGAGGUUCAGAUCCGCGGCAAUUUUAACCGUAUGCGGGUCCUACUCGAGUGGCAUAGCGUCUGUCUUACCAGUAUACAAUAAUAUAACAGACUACAUUAUUGUUUACAAAGGAUGUUAUAGCGUGCACUCUGCACACUCCUAACAAUUAAAAUAUCUACUGUAGAUCUGUCAAUGUUUACUCACUCAUUAUAAUAUGAUGUCGGUCUCUAUAAUAUUCCUGGUAUUCGCACAACUCUUUGUCUGUCCCAUAUUUAGUAAAUAAUAAUUAAAUAAUAUAAUCAAUGGCUAUUUACCGAUCAUAUCUCAUUCAAUCGUGACAAAAAUAUUAUUCAAUAAAUUAGAUGAAUCCUAAUACGAUGAUU